AUGGUGGGACGAUCCCUCUCUCUGAAGCCGUCCAAGACUGCAAGCAACCUCGAGCUGGAGACCCAAUCUUACUAUGGUAUCCGCAGCGGAUGGAUGGCCGUCGGUGUUGUCUUCAUUUCUGGUUUCUCCCUGAUGGGCUUCACAGGCAAGAUUAUCUAUGACAACGCUCCGCCCAUUCCAACCUUUCGGCUGGAGGGUGAUCAUGGGGCGGUUCUGUGGACAAGCGAGGACGUGCUGGAGGGACAGCAGAUCUGGCAGUCCAUUGGUGGCCAACAGAUGGGCUCUGUCUGGGGCCAUGGGGCCUUGCAGGCUCCAGAUUGGUCAGCGGACUGGCUGCACCGCGAGGCAGUGAUGACCCUGGAGCUGAUGGGAUCGGACAAAGCGAGCUACAUCAAGCAUGUGCGCAAGAACACCUACGACCCCGAGACCAACGAGGUUCGCAUUGGUCAUGAAAGGGCCAAGGUGCUGCGCAGGCUCACGCGCUUCUACGUGGCGCUCUUCACCGGGGCCUCGGAAUCCCCGGAGGUGGAGGAUCUCCCAAAGCUGCGGAAGUUGUUCCAGGUGAAGGACGUGGCUUUGUACAGCAAGGAGAAGGCCGAAAAGAUGGCUGGCUUCGUCUUCUGGUCUUCUUGGGCCUGCGUCACGGAGCGCCCCGGUGAGAGCCACACCUACACCAACAACUGGCCACAGGAGCGCCUGGUGGGCAACACCGUCUCGCCCGAGGUGAUCGUCUGGUCCUUGGCCUCCCUGGCUCUCCUGGUCUUCGGCAUUGGGGCCCUGGCCUGGGUGCGCUCGGUGCACCACAGCGAGCAGGGGCAGCUGCCAGCUCCCCUGGAGGACCCUUUGAAGGACUUCGUGGUGACGCCCUCCAUGGCUUCCAUGGUGAAAUGGGUUUACAUCGUCUUCUUCUUGAGCGGCUUCCAAAUCUGCCUCGGGGUGUACACGAUCCACCUGACAAUUGAGGGCAACAUGGGCUACCCCAACUGGCUGACGCAGCACAUCACCUACACUGUUGCGCGCACCUGGCACACGCAGUCUGCAGUCUUCGCGAUUGCCACCAGCUUCCUUGCAGCAGGCUUGUUCCUGGCGCCGGCCAUUGGUGGCCGAAAGGAGGAUCCUCCGCUGCAGAAGCCUCUCUGCAAUUUCCUCUUCUUGUGCUUGCUCGUGAUCGUCGGGGGCUCUAUGGCAGGGCAGGUGGCGGCCAUCACCCAGAGUUUCGAAAGCCUCCUUAUGAGCCAGUGGUUCGGCCAUCAGGGCUACGAGUACGUGGAGCUGGGGCGUUUUUACCAAUACUUCCUGCUGGUGGGCUUGCUUUUGUGGUUGCUGCUUAUGGUGAACGCAAUCCAUCCGGCUCUGCGUGUCUCCAGCUUCUCCUCCCAAGAUGCCCGAGGAAAGUGGCACCUCGUUGUCACCAUCACUUGCGCAGCCGUGCUCAUCUCCUUCUUUUGGGCCUCGGGCUUGAUGUACAACGCGAAGUCCAACUUGGCGGUCAUGGACUACUGGCGCUUUUGGAUCGUCCACAUGUGGGUCGAGGGCAUCUUCGAGGUCUUCAUCACCGUCGUGGUGGCCCAGGUCUUCGUGAUGCUCGGCGUCUUGGACCCCUCGGCCGCCGCCGGGGUCACGCUCUUCACCAGCGGCACCUUCCUCUUCGGAGGCAUCCCGGGCAUGUACCACCACAACUACUUCGCGGGCACCCCGUCCAUGAUCAUGGCCGUUGGCGCCUGCUUCUCCUGCCUGGAGGUCUGCCCUCUGGCGCUCAUGGGCAUGGAGGCCAGUGAGUACAUCGCCCUGGAGAAGGCCGCCAAGAAGCCCGAAAGCUCGUGGCUCAUGAAAUAUAAGCCCAUCAUCGACUGCUUCAUCUAUGUGGCCUUCUGGAACUUGGUGGGUGCGGGCUUCCUGGGCUUCAUCAUCAACCCUCCGAUCUCACAGUACUACAUGAUCGGCGGAUACCUCACUCUUUCCCAUAGCCACGGUGCGCUCUGGGGCGUCUAUGGCGUUCUGGCAAUAGCCCUUAGCUUGCUUGUUCUGCGCCUGUCGGACAUCAAAGCCCAGUGGGACACCAGGUGGCUGGAUCGCGGCCUGAAGUUCAUGAACGUGGGCAUGAUGCUUCAGAUCUUCUUGUCCAUCUUCCCCGUUGGCAUCUAUCAGUUCUGGCUCUCCGUGAACAACGACCGACGCCCAUAG
This is a messenger RNA of Symbiodinium sp. CCMP2592, 2184 nucleotides long. Lineage: Eukaryota; Dinophyceae; Suessiales; Symbiodiniaceae. The record is from the annotation of a GenBank genome assembly.